Molecule: messenger RNA, 1415 nt
Organism: Beta vulgaris subsp. vulgaris (sugar beet)
Lineage: Eukaryota; Viridiplantae; Streptophyta; Magnoliopsida; Caryophyllales; Amaranthaceae
Product: ribosome-inactivating protein cucurmosin
Exons: 2
Coding region: 201-1178 (325 amino acids)
Biological process (GO): negative regulation of translation
Molecular function (GO): rRNA N-glycosylase activity
Source: RefSeq, a predicted model, not a curated record
AAUUAUGUUAAUAGACAAUCUGAAUAAGAUUUUUGUCUUAUUAUUAUUGUCUUGCCUAUUUAAGUUAUCAUGAUGGUUAUCCUUUAUCUGAAUCACCCAAAGCCCACAAACCUCUCUAGUUUCUACUACUUAUAACUGCCAUUAAGUCUCCCUCCUACUCAACCCUCAGUGCUUUGGAUUGCUGGCUAAAGAGUAAAAGUAUGAAGAUGGCACAUGGAAUAGUAGCAACAGUAUGCCUUUGGUGCAUUAUCUUAGUAAUGAGACCAUCAUCAGCACUAGAAGAAGUUAGCAGGCAGGAAGAACUUCAUUUGGGUGCUUACGCUACUGAAACAUACGACCUGAGCGGCGGUACAAAAGGCUACUCUCAAUUCUUGACAAAUUUACGCAAAAAAUUGGAAGCAACAAAGGCUUGCAACAUGCCAGUGACGCGAGCAAACUUACCAGCAGGCGCGGAAUAUGUUUUAGUGGAUCUCAAAGUUACCCCAGUACAAUAUGUCACCUUAGCUAUAAGAGUUAAUAAUGUGUAUCUGGUGGCUUAUCGUGUUGGCGGCAAAACUCAAGGCACAUUCCUUAAUGAGCCAGAUGUUACAUUUGCCAGGUCUAAGCUUUUUGAUAAGAAUGAUAAUCAACCAACACUUCGAUAUGACAGCAACUACGCUAAUAUAGAGGCGGUGGGUGGCUCCAGGAAGGACCUUCUCUUGGGGCUUCAGGAAUUACGGAAGAGAAUUGUAGCCUUCUUUGACCCAAAUAAACCAGUGUCAGCCGCGGAGGAGGCUCAAUUCAUUCUUACAAGCAUUCAAAUGGUAUCUGAGGCUGCGCGAUUCAAGUAUAUUGAGAAUCUGGUCGUCAAGAGUGGAUUAAGUACAAGUUUUAAACCAGAUAGUAAAAUGAUAGAUCUUCAGACCAACUGGGGAAAGAUUUCGAAAGCUGUCCAUCAAUCGAACGGGCAAGUGCCUAAUCAAUGUGUUACUAUUAGCCCACCCAUUGUGAUCGCGGGCAAGACGUGGAAUUUGGUAAGCGACAUAAAAAUAGAUGUGAUCCUGCUCAUGUACAACAGCAAUAACGCAAAUAAUCAGUUGUUCUCUAAAAGCGUUGCGAGCUAUAUCAACAAAGCUGCUGAUAUUGCAGGUGGUGUUGGAGACCCUGAACUAGCAAUUUUAGAAGAUUCAUUAAUGUGAUCCAUCAAUCAUCAAAUAAUGCAUAUAGUUGCAUUGUAUAAUAAUGUGUCUAGUCAUUGCUCCAUCUUAGACAUGUACGUAUGCGUGUCUCCAGAAUUAUGAAAUAAGUGCGAAAUAAGAUAAAUACUUGUAUUUCCAGCAAUAGGGCAUCCUAUAGUUGGUAUGUGCCUCUUCUGUUGUUUCAAUAAAGGACACUUGAUUUCCAAUGAAAUAAAAUAAUUUGGGUUUUUCUACGUA